This is a messenger RNA of Thecamonas trahens ATCC 50062, 1566 nucleotides long. RefSeq lists its product as uncharacterized. The transcript has a single exon. The record is from RefSeq and is a predicted model, not a curated record. Bases 77 to 1087 code for a protein of 336 amino acids. NCBI's taxonomy places the organism in Eukaryota, Apusomonadida, Apusomonadidae.
UCACCACCUCACCACCUCACCACCUCACCACCACCUCACCACAUUCCAUCUGCCCUGGGGUCAAAGUGGCUGAGUCAUGGCUGCCCCUGCUAUGCGGAAGAGACGGAGGCGGACGACGAGCGGAAAGAGCGGCAAGGGCAAGACGGGCAAGCGGGACAAGUCCGAGUCUGUUGUGGCCGAGGGCAAGGGCGAUGAUGAGGCCAUGAUCACCAUUCGUGUCGUGCACUCGGUUCGGAAGAAGAAGAAGAAGGUGAAGAAAGGCUCAAAGAAGAAGGCGACAAAGGUGAGCAAGCGCAAGGCGCCAGAGCUCCAUCAGCCACGCCGGAGGAGGCGGUCGAGCAAGGCCGGCAACUCCAAGUCGUCGGCAAAAUCAUCGGCAAAGCGGCGGAAGAGAAAGUCCACAAACGAGGACAGUGCUGACAAGGUGCGGUCUAAGCGCAGGAUCAAGUCGGCAAAGGGUACCAAGCAUGCGUCGGCUGCUGAAUCGGGCAUGGGAAAGCGGAAGAGACGGAAGAAGAGCAGCGCAAAGGAUCGGGACAGAAAUGGAAAGGGCAAGAAGAGCAAGAAGAGUAGGACGAGCAACAAGAAGCGGCUGGCCUCGUCCAAGAGCAAGCGGUCAAAGAAGGCCGGCGGUCGACGAAAGAAGCGCAAGGUGAAGAGUAAGCGGAGCCGGGCCGAGGCGAGGGCGUUGCGGGAGCGCAUCGCAGAGCUCGAGCAGACGCUCAUCGAGGUCGAUCGCGGCUACACGGCAGAGUACGACGGCCUCGAAGAGGAGCUGGCCGAGCUCGAGCAGCAGUUCCUCGACGAGCUCUCCGAGUCGUCGGAGAGUUAUAACUCGGCCGACACCAUUAUCCCUGCCGGGCGGCACCAUGGCCGCGACUACGGCUAUGGCUCGUUCUCGGAAGAAAGCUCGUUUGUCGGCGGCGUAGGCUACGGCUACGAUGCCUAUGACGUCUACGGUGCUGGCUACGGUUUUGACUCGGACCGGCGGCGGCCGCGGCGGCGGGCACCACAGACGGCGCCGCGGCGGUCGCGCAAGGCACGCGCGGUCUCGAGGCACCGCUGGGGAAAGGGAUGGAAAGCGUAGCGUGGCUCACACCGUCGGCUCGAUAGCAUAAUCAACCAGCGUGUUGUAUCGUGCCGGAUCGGCGUCAUACAGGUUGCGGGCAACAAACGAGAUGACGCCGUCGUCCCGGAUAGCCUUGUCGAGCGCGAGGACGCCGUCGAGAUGAUCGAGCUCGUGCUGCAGCAGCUCGGAGAGUGCGGGCGGCAGCGCCUGGGCCGUGUGCGUCACGCCAUCAGCAUCUUGGAAAGUGACCGAGAUGGAGACCGCCCGCUGGGUCCGGACCAUGAGCCACGGGAAGGAGAGGCAGUUGUCCCACAGUGUCAUGGUCUCAUCGGAGCGCCACACGAUGGCGGGAUUGAAGAUGGUGAACGGGCCGGCGGCAGCCAGGUCGGCCAGGUCGGUCCCCUCUGCGGAACUUCCCAGAUCCAGCGCCACAAACCGCUUGCUGACGCCGAUCUGCGGUGCAGCGAUGGCCCGUCCGAAGCCCUUGGCCGCCCGGA